CAUUUUCUUCUGAUGUAAAAAAAUACAUAACGAUCUAAAUACGUUAAUAAUCAUCAAAUAUUGGUUUAAACUAUUGGUCUCUUCAUUAACGCGUGUAUAAGUUUAGUUGGCAACUAGUUAAAGAUGACAGUGACGAAUCCUAUUGGUGAGUUUGAGGUUAAGUUGCCUCAUUCUAUUGAAAAUUUACCGCCAUUAAUCAUAGGAGGGGCGGUGUUUAAUAAUCAAUAUUCAGAUAAUCCUCAUAAAUUACCAGCUAAAGAUAUUUUAGAAGCCGCUUUCAUGUUAGGAUUGAAUGCUAUUGAUACUUCACCUUAUUAUGGUCCUUCUGAAGAAAUCUUAGGUCAAGCGUUGAAAGAACUUGCUCAUAUUGAUAGACAAUCGUUUUAUAUUUGUUCAAAAGCCGGGAGAGUGAAAUUAGAUGACUUUGAUUAUUCUCGUGAAAGCGUUAGAAAUUCAAUUAAACGAUCAUUAAAAAGAUUAGGAACCACCUACUUAGAUCUUGUUUAUAUGCAUGAUAUUGAGUUUGUUGAAGAAUCCCAAAUUUAUGAAGCUUUGAAAGAAUUGAAACUUUUAAAAGAUGAAGGAUUAAUUUUAAAUUUCGGGGUUUCUGGUUAUCCAGUUAAAUUCUUAUAUAAAGUAGCUUUACAAGCUAAGAAUGAUAAGGAGAUUGGUCCAUUAGAUGCUAUAUUAUCUUAUUCCAAUGGUUGUCUUCAAAAUACUACUUUAUUUCAAUAUUAUGAUAAAUUCUUUUCUGAUUGUGGUAUUAAGAAAUUAAUGAAUGGAUCGAUUUUAAGUAUGUCAUUAUUAAGAUCAGAUAUAACUCAUUCAUUUCAUCCUGCUCCUCAAGCUCUUAAGGAUAAAGUUCAAGAAAUUGCCCGGAUUUUAAAACAAGAUUAUAAUGGAUUAGAAUUAGCUGAUUUAUCGACCAGAUUUGCCAUUAAGAAUUGGUUAUUUAAUACUGGAAAUGAAAGUGAUGAUGAAUUUGAAGAGUCUUAUCCCUGGAAUAGUAAAACAUCGAUUGUUUUAGGAGUUUCAAACUUGGAUGAAUUACGAAUUGCUGUUGAAAGUUAUUGGCAAGUUAAAAACAAUGAAAAUAAUAUUAAUGUUAAGGAUAAACCAGUAGUUGAUUUAGUCCAAAGGUUAUUAGGUGAAAAACAUUUGAAUGAAACUUGGGAAAGUGGUAUUGAAGGAAGAUAGAUGAAAGGAUGGGAUAUAUAUAGAAACAAAAAAACAUUGUCUUCUUUUUCUUUUAUUUUAUUUUAUUUUAUUUUAUAUUUAUUAAAUUAUGUUAUUGUGUUGUUUAGCAAAAUCAACUGACGUGUAUCUUUGGGGAUUGUAGAUUAGAACAUAAAUCAGUAGAUCCAAAAUACCUAUAAUCUAUCGAACUUGUUGUUAAUUAAUACUUUUUAAGAUCCAUUUUUGGAAAUUGGCUGAAAAUACCAUAUUCUAUUCUUAGCAACCAGAAAAGCAGCAGCAGCAGCAAUACAGCGGCGCGUAACCCUUCACGUUCACGUUAAAAAAAAAAAAAAAAAGACUGA
Molecule: messenger RNA, 1538 nt
Organism: Scheffersomyces coipomensis
Lineage: Eukaryota; Fungi; Ascomycota; Pichiomycetes; Serinales; Debaryomycetaceae
Product: D-arabinose 1-dehydrogenase (NAD(P)(+))
Exons: 1
Coding region: 124-1197 (357 amino acids)
Biological process (GO): dehydro-D-arabinono-1,4-lactone biosynthetic process
Cellular component (GO): cytosol
Molecular function (GO): D-arabinose 1-dehydrogenase [NAD(P)+] activity
Source: RefSeq, a predicted model, not a curated record